UCUUACUGGCAGGACUCGGUAACUAAACCACUACGCUACGCUACGGUACUUUGAACUUCCAGGGUAUGCGAUACGUACGUAGCGUCGAAGAGCCUAUUUAAUUUAUUUUAUUAAGGCCCCAGUCCGCAACCUUAGACGAAGCCUCUGAAACGCCUCCGCAGUUCACCUGGACUCUCUUAUUCACCCGGCCGCCUGGCCUCAUGGAGUUUUUCUUUUUAUUCACUAUUCACGUUUUUGAUCGUAGGUAGAGGCCAGUAAGGCUGCCUUUUGAGACAGGUUUCGGGGUAUCCCGUAUCAAGCGAGGAUACGCAUUACUGCGCGCGUCGGAGGAACAAUAACACGAACAAGUUGAGAAGGUUUAGCAUACACGUUUUAUGCCGUUACAGAGGGAAAGGACUGGAACUAAAUAAAUACAAUAGUUGAUCUAUUCCGUUAUAUUUAAGGAGACUACACCUUAACUUUUAAAAGUUGUCAACUUGACUUAAACGCAGGAGGUUUGUCCUCAUUGUGUUAUGGAAGGUUUCUGAAGGGCAGCUAGCUGUGUCUGGUGUUAUUAUUGUAUUGCAAAGACCCCGAAGUGAAAGACUGUUGGUUUUUCUUUUUUUUCUCUUAUGGGAUAUGAAGCGUUUGCGGCCCUCGUUAGCUGGAUGGCAUUCCGAAAAAAGGUUGUGUUUCUGAUUGGUCAUGUGCGAAAGGCAGAUCUGCAGAUAAAAUUAGAGCAGGAAAACCGUCGCUAUGGAGACACACUGAUCGGCGAGUUCUUGGACACGUAUCAGAAUCUCACUCUGAAGGCCGUGAUGGGCUACCGUUGGGUGGCAGAAAAAUGCAAAGACUUCCCUCUGCUCAUCAAAAUGGACGACGAUGUUUUACUCGACGUGCAAAAGUUCUUCGACACUUUCUGGACCACACGGGAGCCUUCGCGGAAAAUCAACACAAUCUUCUGCAACUUCUGGCUCGGGGCGACUGUAGAUCGAACUGGCAAAUGGAAGGUGGAGAGAGGACUCUUCCGAAAUGAGAGCUAUUCGUUUCCAUACUGCAGCGGUUUCUUCGUUCUGGUGACCCCCGACCUGGUCAGACCCAUGUACGAGGCUGCUAAACGCCUCGAUUUUUUCUGGAUCGACGAUGUGUUCCUCUACGGAAUGGUCCCCGCUGCGAUCAAAAACGUCAGAUUUGCGCAGCUUGGCGGGAAGAAGACGAAACUGAUCACAACAGAUGCGCGCAGCGUUAAGAAACGUCUCCAAAAGGAGGGUCUGUCGAGCGAGACAUGGGCCUUUCUUACGUUGAAUGAGAAAGAGUUUGAUGAGAAUUACGCUUUUCUGCAGAGACUGAAAACAGAGAAGCUUCUUAACGAAACUAUGGCGAGAAAUACGUCAAUCCAAACGAAGUGAGAGUUGAUGGUUGGCGGGUGCUCUGGUGUGGUUUGCUUCUUCUUUCCUAUCAAACGUCUAUCGUCCUUCUCUCCCCCUCCUUCUUUUUUAUGUUUGUUACUCUCUUGUAACACAUCUAAUCUUCUGGCGCUCAUAGGACCGUAUACAGUUGCGAGCGCCGUAAAACGUCUACAAAAACUUAACUUUAAAAAACUUAAGAAGUGAGAGUUUGUCAAGUACCUAAUAUGUGUGUAUUUGUGUAGAUCUGUGUGUGGGGUAUAUACGAGAGGCGGGAGAGAGAUGAACGAGAGUGUGAGAGUAUUGGAGAGAGAGAGAGAGAGAGAGAGAGAGAGAGAGAGAGAGAGAGAGAGAGAGAGAGAGAGA
This is a messenger RNA of Aplysia californica (California sea hare), 1751 nucleotides long. Its product is annotated as beta-1,3-galactosyltransferase 5. Gene Ontology annotation, cellular component: membrane. NCBI's taxonomy places the organism in Eukaryota, Metazoa, Mollusca, Gastropoda, Aplysiida, Aplysiidae. The record is from RefSeq and is a predicted model, not a curated record. Gene Ontology annotation, molecular function: hexosyltransferase activity.